AUGGUACAAGAGCUAAAACGGUUGACAUUAAACUUAGAAUUACAGCGAUAUGAAGAGGACAUCCAUCGUUAUGAACAGCUAUACCAAGAAGAAUUCAAUAAGCUUCGACAACAAAUUCUAAAUCCAACUUCAUCUGACUACAAACAUCAAAUAGAUAUAUUAAUGUACUCUGUCGAAUCCUAUCUAAAUAAUUAUAAGCAUAGACUUUUACGUCAAAUAAGACACAGAGAAGCAUGUUUUCAUACAAAUUUGAUUCGACAACGUCGUCGUCGACAAUCGCUCAUGACAGAAAACAACAUUCAGGUGCAUCCACAAAUUAUUGUCGAUGUUCAAAAAGUAGCGUUAAACGAUGCCCAACUACAAUUUCUCUCACAAAAUGUACAUGGCUCCAAUUUCUUAUCUUCAUGCUCAUCGUGCUCGACAAGAAAGAAAAGCAAUCAAGUUCUUCGUGUAACGGAUAAAAGUGGCAUAGUCCAUAUUGGUGACGCCAACGAUUAUGAACAAAAAGCACAAGCUUAUCGAGAAAAAACGAAGGCGUAUAUCGAACUAGAAAAUGAUCCCCUAUCCGUAGUUUUUGACAAGGCAGUCAAUUUGCUCAAUGAUCUUCGUUCGAAAAAGCAUAUUCUUGCAUGGCAAUUUGAUAAAAUGAUGCCGAAACGAGAGGACGCUCAACUAGCUUACCUGUAUUUUGUUCCAAAACCACAUAAGGAAGGAACACCAUUAAGACCGAUGGUGUCCUCAAUGCAUAUGCCAACAACUGGCAUUUCCAAGUUUCUUGAUCGACUACUUCGACCAUUAUUUGAUCAACAUGCUCGCUCAACUAGAAUUAUCGAUGGUGUUGAUCUCAUUCGACCACUUCAAGCAUACACUACAAAUGGAUAUUUGAAGCCAACAAUCUAUUUGUGCACAUUUGACAUCACAGAUUUAUAUACAAUGUUACCACCGGAAGAAUCUCUCGAUAUUCUAACUGAAUUUCUUCUAGAACAUGGAUAUACCAAAGUGAAUUCAGUGUCCAUUGAUGCCAUUCGGAAAUUAGCUCGUCUUGCUCUCACAGAAAAUGUAUUCACUUAUGAGAAAAGAUUCUAUCGGCAAGUGAUCGGCGGUGCUAUGGGCUCUGCAUUUACUUUGAGUUUAGCCAAUGUUUUCUUAUGGAAAUGGGAAAAACCAUUACUUCAGCAGCAGCUAAAUACAAACGAAAUCUAUGGAAGAUAUAUCGAUGAUAUCUUCUUUACUUCGAAUCAACCACUGGAGAAAAUCAAUGAAAUGUUAGAUCACGCCAACGAUUUCCAUCCAAAUAUCAAAUUAGUUCGGCAAAUUGGUAAGAAUGUAUCAUUCUUAGAUGUGCUUAUUGAAAAUGAUCAUGGUACAUUGAAAACAUCUGUGUAUCACAAAGAAGCAGCCGAACCAUACACAGUGCCAUUUAAUUCUGACCAUCCUCAUCAUACCUUCAGAAAUACCAUUGACACAGCACUUUUGCGUGCUGUACGCUAUUCAUCUACACUAUCAAUUUUUCAAAAAGAACAACGUACAAUCAAACUAAUGCUUCUUUACAACAACUAUACACCACGGUUUAUCUACAGCAGAUCCCACAAUUUCAUCACCUCUUAUCCCAAAACUUCAAACAUCCAACCAUUCAUACAUGAUGAAAAUGAAUUUAGAGCGAUCCGACACAAAAUGCUCAACAUUCCAACUAUUCUAGAAUAUCGAAUGGCGCCCUGA
Adineta ricciae is the source of this 1719-nucleotide messenger RNA. The record is from the annotation of a GenBank genome assembly. NCBI's taxonomy places the organism in Eukaryota, Metazoa, Rotifera, Eurotatoria, Adinetida, Adinetidae.